CCUCUCUCUUAUUUUCUCAGCCCCAGCACGCAGCAUCCCCGCGACGCUGUAUCUCAGUCUAACUCGUCCCUGUGCCUGUGACUGGACAAGCCCCCCCGACACUCCCUCCCUUUGGCUUUGGAUCUGUACCACUCCUGGGCUCCCAGGUGUCAGUUUCGCUUGGAAUUUCUGGCCGGUCAAUUUCUCGCUCUGGUCCUGCUCGCAUCCUUUGUGGUGACUGUGGUUGGAUUUUUUUUUUGAAAUCCUCUCCCCCUCUCUCUCCUCUGAAUCCGAGGCUGAAAUUGUCGAGGUAACUGAAAAACGAAGGUGGCAAAUACACACAGCCGGCGGACGUGAAGAUGUUUUGAAGAGGAGACGCGGUUUUUCCUGCCGGUUCCCUCUCUGUAUCCUCUCCCUCUGUCUCGCUCUUUCUCUCUGUCUCCUGUCUAUGGGAGCGUGUGAGCAACGCCUGGCAAAGUGAGGGGGGGGGGGGGGCGAUUAUAAAGGGCUCCGGACAAGCUUGUAGCAGUUUUGACACACUGAACAUGUCGCGUUGGCCUGCCUUUUCUGCGCGGGGAUUUCUGUUGAGGAUUCUGUGCGUUACUUGUAGUUUGCAAAACUGUUUGUGGGUGCAGGCCUGCCCGGGGAACUGUAUCUGCAAAAUCAGCCAGAUUUACUGCAACCAACCCGAUAAUGUCACCAUUUUCCCCGUCCUGGACUUGCAGGAGAUGGAGAACGUUACGGAAAUACACAUCGAGAACCAGAAGAGUCUUCAAACAUUGAACGCUUUUGAUAUGGAGCCUUAUAUUGGACUCCAGAAUCUGACAAUCAUAAAUUCAGGACUACGGUCGAUUGCUCCACGAGCUUUUGCCAAAAAUCCUCACCUUCACUACAUCAAUCUUUCGGGUAAUCAUCUCACCAGCCUUUCCUGGCAGCCCUUUAGGACACUGCAACUCGCCCAGCUUAUUCUGGUUGGAAACCUAUUCAAUUGCAGCUGUGAAAUCCGCUGGAUCCAGCUGUGGCAGGAAGCUGGUGAAGCUCAGUUAGAUCGGCAGCAGCUGUACUGUAAGACCGAAAGCUCCAGCAUCCUCCUUUCCCACAUGAACAUCCCACAGUGCGAACUGCCAGAGAUCAGCGUGAGUCACAAUGAUUUAUCAGUGAAGGCGGGAGAUGAUGCGGUGGUGACCUGUAAUGGAUCGGGCUCUCCACUUCCUGAUGUGGACUGGAAUGUCACUCACUUACACUCCAUUGGCAUUCACCAGACCAACAAUAAUCUGACGAUGGUCUCUGCUGUAAACUUAACCCUAUUUAAUGUUGAUCAGAAGGAUAAUGGAAAACUGCUGACAUGCAUCGCUGAAAACGUAGUGGGGAUGACGAAUGCCUCAGUGCUGUUACAUGUUUACUUUCCGCCUCAUAUCAGCGAGCUAACAGAGCCUGAACAGCGACACAUGCAUUGUAUUGAGUUCACCGUCUUUGGCAACCCCUUGCCCACCAUUCAUUGGUUACACCGGGGCCACCGGUUAAAUGAGACCGAGUACAUCAAAACCAAGGUCUAUGAUGAGUCGACAGACUGGCUCCAUGGGUGCCUGCUUUUUGACAAACCCACCCACUACAACAACGGAAACUAUACACUUGUGGCUGAAAACGACUUGGGAUUGGACACAGAGACGGUCUAUGCUCAUUUCCUGGGUAUCCCAUUUCCUGAAAUCCUGGAGAACCCGUUUUACAUUCCAUCAUUUGAAGUGACAACAGGCCCUCCAGUCAGUGUAACCCACAAGCCCGAGGGAGACACUUUUGGUGUCUCCAUCGCUGUUGGACUUGCUGCAUUUGCCUGUGUCCUCCUGCUCGUCUUGUUCAUAAUGAUUAACAAAUAUGGACGCCGUUCCAAAUUUGGAAUGAAGGGGCCAGUAGCUGUGAUCAGUGGUGAGGAAGAUUCUGGAAGCCCACUCCACCACAUCAACCAUGGGAUUAUCACACCCUCAUCUAUGGAUGUUGGACCAGACGCUGUCGUUAUUGGGAUGACCCGGAUCCCAGUGAUUGAAAAUCCUCAGUAUUUCCGUCAGGCUCACAGCCUCGGGAAAUAUCCAGAGACACAUGUACAGCACAUCAAGAGGAGGGACAUUGUUCUGAAACGAGAGCUGGGUGAGGGAGCUUUCGGGAAAGUUUUCUUGGCCGAAUGUUACAAUUUGAGCCCAACCAAGGACAAGAUGUUGGUGGCAGUUAAGACUCUGAAAGAUGCCACUGUCUCGGCACGAAAAGACUUCCAACGAGAAGCCGAGCUCCUCACCAAUCUUCGGCAUGAACACAUUGUGAAAUUCUACGGUGUCUGUGUUGAUGGUGAUCCUCUCAUCAUGGUUUUUGAAUACAUGAAGAAUGGAGAUUUGAACAAGUUCCUGAGGGCUCGUGGCCCAGAUGCGAUGAUUCUGGUCGAUGGGCAACCACGGUUGAAAGGGGAAAUGAGUAUCUCUCAGAUGUUAAACAUCGCCACACAGAUUGCAUCUGGUAUGGUGUACCUGGCCUCACAACACUUUGUUCACAGGGAUCUGGCCACUCGCAACUGUCUGGUUGGAGGAAAUGUGCAGGUUAAAAUUGGAGAUUUUGGAAUGUCGAGAGAUGUCUACAGUACAGAUUAUUACAGGGUGGGUGGUCACACCAUGCUUCCAAUUCGCUGGAUGCCUCCUGAGAGUAUAAUGUAUCGCAAGUUCACCACCGAGAGUGACGUCUGGAGCUUUGGAGUGAUCCUGUGGGAGAUCUUCACCUAUGGCAAACAGCCUUGGUUCCAGCUCUCAAAUAACGAGGUGAUUGAAUGCAUCACGCAAGGCCGUGUUUUAGAGAGGCCGAGAGUGUGUCCUAAGGAGGUCUACGACAUCAUGCUGGGAUGUUGGCAGCGAGAGCCACAGCAGAGGCUGAGUAUCAAAGACAUUCAUCGGAUCCUCCAGGCUCUCGGCAAGACCUCCCCCAUAUACCUGGAUAUUCUCGGCUAGUGGACCAAGUACACCAGCCCCCUCCUGAAUGUACUCUAUCCCAACAGUAAACUUUGGCUUCAUUUGGGAAUAUCAAAAUAAAAAAGUGAAGUGCCUGCUGUAUAUAAAAUGUACAGUUGUUUCUGAGGCAGUUUUCCUGGUAUCUGCACGCAGAAAGCUCCUGUGAAGAAAUUGCAAAGGAAGUUUGGUUCCAAACAACAUCCCUCCAAACUGGCGACACCCUGUCACCACGUCCCAACCGAUUGUAAUGAGGCGAGAAGCCUCUGCCUGGGGUGGGGGGCAGAACAGAAGAAAAAUCCGCAAUGUUAUUGGGAUCCUCCAACCCACUGGGCCCCCUCGGAUGACUGGUUCCAACCAAUUUCUUCGCCACAAAGCCAACUUGUGACGAGGAUGCUUUUAUCCAUUCCUAUGUUCUGGUAGAUUUCACCUGGUGAGCUGCCCAUGGCAUGAAGCUGAUCUGCCCUCAGCAAGGGCAGUGAAUUCAGAUGCUGAAAGGAAUCUGCAUCAACCACAUUUGGGCAACCUUUCCGAGGUCACUUAUAAGGGAUCGACAAUGUUUGGAACGUUGUAAAUCUUUUAAGGGCAAUUGUCUGAUGAUUGCAGGUUGCCCGAUAAAGUGAGGGAAGUGCGACAGGAACAGAAUUCUAGGGUUGGUUGGGCUACUGAGCUGCAGUACCCAGUGGUCAAAGGCAGGUGCCAUGAUGGUCCUUAUUGUCCAAACAAGCGCUUGCUGUAGGUCGAAUCUGGCUGCUACUGUGGCCAAUUCUGUACUUUUUUUUGUUAACCAACUGUUACUUCAAAGUUGUUGUCAGCUACCUUGUGUGCUGCAGUUAUGAUGCUUUAAUAGACGCCUGUAUUAUCCAUCUGUAUAUUUAUAAGCAGAAAUCUUUUCACAUUACUUUUAAUUUCCAGGCUACAAGACUCAGCAAUGUUUGAAGAGAAAAUAAACUCCAUGUUAAUGAUGUGGAGGCAGGAAGAGCUCCAUUCCAUUUACUUCCUGAGCUAAAGGUCAUAGAGCAAUGAGUCACAGGCACUGAUGCCUAUCACAGGAGGGUAAAGUGAAGUGAAACCUAAUCGCUGUAUCCCAGUGAGUUACCGGUAAAACAUCUGUAGACCACAUGCCCGUUUGAAAAGCAUUGGAUGUUCUGCCAGCGAUAGCAACUGUUCAUGCCAAGCAGAUGGGAGCCCAUCACUCAAAGCCGCUUCCCACAGUUGGCAUUAAUCUUGCCUCCUCAUGUUUGUAUGAGCUAAGGGAAUGCCUAUAUUGCACUGAGACACCUCUUCCACCUCUUCCUACUGUUGGCUAUUGGCAACCUGGUCUUUGUCUGUGGACUGCCUGCUAUCCAGAUUAAUGCCAACUGCAGACCUGUUCCUUAGCAAAAGGAAGUAAAGGACAGAAUGGUGAGCAUUUGUAGGAUAUCAGAAUGUGACGAUGAACUUUAAACUUGCUGAGUAUCAUCCCUUCUCAGCCACAUUGUAGAGUUUUCCGUUAGUACGUUUGUUCCGAGUAAUCUCAAAUCCUGUGCUCCCAGAGACUAACUAAAUGGGCAAAGAACUAAUAUCUAUGUUGUAGAUGACACUCUCCAGAAAACCUGAAGAAACCUGCAUUGUCUCAAAGAAAGCAGUGAGCUUAGCACACCGGUCCUCUGCUUCAUCAACCCCAAGCUUCCUUCGUGCAUUGAGAAAACUUUUAACUCCCUUGUGUACAGUUGGGACUUGUGCUGAAAUGGAGAGAAGGUGAAGGUACAGUGGCCCAAUCAUGGCUCUACCUGCUAUUCUCUUACAUUCGUGGACACUUACAAAAUUGCUGGAUUGACAACUGAACAAAAGAUGGAAGCGCUGCUGACAACAGUCAUGUUUCAGAAGCCCAGCGGGAUAUGGCACUGUGUACCAAGUAAUAGCAGGCACCUCUGAAGGCUUGGCAUUAUAAACCUUUGAACAAGAGCUCAAGGGCAUAAACUGAGGGGGAGAUACAAGUGGCUCUGAAUUGCUGCAUUCACAUGACAUUUUAUGGGAUCUACUGAGCCACAAAAGCUGGAGACAGUGCUCAGAUGUUCAUUUUUUUUGAUAGGGUGUUCCUGUUUCAACAGUACUCCAAAAGGAGCUGAAGUGUUGUAAUCCUGCAGAAAACACUUUGUUUUGCUGUUAACUUAUUAUGUUUUUAAUCUCUACCAUCUAUGUCAUGUUGCUCUUGGCAAAAGAGAAUUAAGCAACACCUUGUAAUGUUUUGCUGCUACGUAUGACCAUUUUCUUCAUCGCUACACUGUGAACUUCCAGAUUUGGAAGUUCCUGAAAAUCAAAUGGUUAUUAUUUACCCAGUUUCGGCACUUCGCCCACUGAACAGUAUCACCAUCCUGGGAGUUACGGUUACAUGACACCAGGAUCAAACCUGGGAGUGACACUGACUCCAAUGAACUUAAUUAAUAAGGGGGUAAAAAUUAUUCUGGGCACUUAAUUUGUGUGUGGCAUAAUCAUAAAAAUGUUAUUAGAAUAUUUCUCUUGUAUCUCUUGCUAUUUUAUAAACACAUUUCCAAUUUUAUUGCAACUGCUGAGCAGAGGAAAUCUUCAUCAAUGCAUUUAUGAUGCCACCACACACAUACAGCAAAUGAAUGUACCGCAAGAACUCUGGCCCAGCUUCUGCAACACCACAGCUGAAGGACGGUGAUAUGAGAAUGGGAAAGUGAGUGCUGCCAAGUUCCAGCAUUUAUCUGUUUCAAAUCUCUGUCAACAGGGUGCAGAAUACAAUCGUUGCCCCUCUUCCCAAUUCUCUACUCUGUCUCCUGUUCAGAAGUGCAGAUGAAUGGAGUAGUUUGUAUGUGACUAUGUAACUCUAACAUUCUUUUGCCUUGAAAAUGCAGUCAGCUGGAAUGCUCAUUAAAGACUCAUUAAUUAAAGGCCCUGUUAUUCCAUGUAGACUGGAAUCUGACAGUCUUUGCAGUUUGCAAUAUAUUCAUCAUCUGAUAGCUGACUGAUACUCUGUAAUUCGUAAACUGAUUAAAAGCAGUAAAAGUCUAAAAAUGUUUUGUAAAAUUCUGAGUAAAAACCUUAACAGAAGUUUUUUUUAAUGCAGACCCUCUGCAGCGAACAAAACUGCAGAUAAACUAUCUGUUCAGACUUAAUAAUAGUGCUGGUCAGGUAGAGCAAUCAUCCAGGAUGGAUAGAAGGUAAAGGUUCAACACAGUGUCAUAAAUCCACAACCUUGUGAGGCUCAGUCAGUACUUGGUAGCUGAACUCAAUGGAUUGAGUAACUGUUUUGUAACUCACUUUUAAUCAUCCGAGUGUUUUAAACAAAUCUCGAUCAAAGCAGCUUGCCAGGGGUAUUCCAUGUCAAGUAAACCAAGUGAGAAGAAAUUUUGUGACGGAAGGAACGUAUGCUACUUUUCAUCAGACGACUAACAGUAUACUUCAAUAACAAAUGCGAGAUAUGGUUAGAAAAGUAGAGUCCAACAAACCUGUGAGCACUCAUAGCAUUUGUGCCUGCUGGCUUGGUCGAAGGCCUGAACUCUCCACCACACUACUAGCUCACAAGGGGACAGAAGUUUACACCAGCUUACCCUACACGCCAGGAAUUCGCAUUCUACCAAGGUUCUGACGCUAGCAUAUUCUCUGUUUCCCUCUGCCCCUGCCUAUGACCCUGCCAUUGGCAGGCAUGCAUUUAGCCUUCCAAACUUUGGGCUCUGGAAUUCAUUUCUUAAUCACCUCCUACUUUUCACCGCACUGUCCCCCUUGAAGAUCCUCUUUGACCAGGUCCCACCCAACAGGUCUUACUUUCUUAGUCCAUUUUUAUCUGAUUACGCCUCUGCAAAGCAACUCGGAACAUUUUUCUACAUUAAAGGCGCUAUAUAAAUGCAACUUAUUGUUGAUGACAGUUUGUGUGAGUGAAAUGUAUAGUCAUAUGUGGGCAUGAGACCAUGACAGUUUUUACCAGUUCUAUUAUCAGCCACAUAAUGACUGUAUCAAAUAAAGGCCU
Stegostoma tigrinum is the source of this 6933-nucleotide messenger RNA. Its product is annotated as NT-3 growth factor receptor-like. The transcript is spliced from 17 exons. Gene Ontology annotation, cellular component: axon; signaling receptor complex; plasma membrane. Bases 525 to 2963 code for a protein of 812 amino acids. NCBI's taxonomy places the organism in Eukaryota, Metazoa, Chordata, Chondrichthyes, Orectolobiformes, Stegostomatidae. The record is from RefSeq and is a predicted model, not a curated record. Gene Ontology annotation, biological process: multicellular organism development; positive regulation of kinase activity; protein phosphorylation. Gene Ontology annotation, molecular function: neurotrophin receptor activity; transmembrane receptor protein tyrosine kinase activity; neurotrophin binding.